Messenger RNA from Tachysurus fulvidraco (yellow catfish), 1815 nucleotides. Its product is annotated as interferon-inducible GTPase 5-like. The transcript is spliced from 3 exons. The record is from RefSeq and is a predicted model, not a curated record. NCBI's taxonomy places the organism in Eukaryota, Metazoa, Chordata, Actinopteri, Siluriformes, Bagridae. Gene Ontology annotation, cellular component: membrane. The coding region runs from base 205 to 1404 and encodes 399 amino acids. Gene Ontology annotation, molecular function: GTP binding.
CACACACACACACACACACACACACACACACACACACACACACACACACACACACACACACACACACAGAAAUGAACGUUUACAUUUAGACAAGGUGAACAUUGGGUGGAGUUUGCAAUGUCUUCAUUUCACAACGCCAUAUUUUCAUUGUAGCCCAGCAUUCCUGAGUGACAAUUUCUGUGGUAUUCUUUCUUCUUUUUAAAGAUGGAUGAGUACGACAUUAUUGACGAUGCUGAAAUUGAAGAAAUUAAAAAGUCACUAGCCACUGAAGAUCUGCCAUCAGCUGUUGACAAGAUUAAGGAUUACUUGGAACAACAAGACCGUGUGGAACUGAACAUUGCUAUAACAGGAGAGUCUGGAUCUGGAAAGUCCACAUUUAUCAACGCUUUCAGGGGUUUAGGGGAUGAAGAUGAAGGCUCUGCAGAGACUGGUGUUGUAGAGACCACUACAGUGCCUACUGCUUACCCUCACCCCAAGUUCCCAAAUGUCAAAUUAUGGGAUCUUCCUGGCAUUGGAACUCCAAGAUUCAAAGCUGAUGAUUAUCUUAAACAGGUUCAAUUUGAACGUUAUGAUUUUUUCAUCAUCAUAGCAUCAGAUCGUUUCAGAGAAUGUCACGCCACUCUGGCAGCAGAGAUACGAAAUAUGAAAAAGAAGUUUUAUUUUGUACGCGCAAAGAUCGACUGCAAUAUUGAGGCUGAAAAAAGGAAGAAGACAUUUAACAAAAAAGAGACACUGGAGAAAAUUCGAGAGAACUGCAUUAAAGGGCUGGAAGAGACUGGUCUAAAGUCUCCAACUGUCUUCCUGAUCUCUUGCUUCGAACUCCAUCUCUAUGAUUUUAGCUGUCUUGAGGAGACCAUGGAGAGAGAACUUCCUAAGCACAAGAGAGAUGUACUGAUUCUGGCCCUUCCAAACAUCACUCUGGAGAUCAAUGAGAGGAAAAAGAUGGCACUGCAGAGCAGCAUAUGGAAGUUGGCUCUGAUCUCUGCUACAGUUGCAUCUGUGCCGAUACCUGUUGUAAAUGCAGCUGCAUCAAUCAGUGCAGAUGUGACCAUCUUGGUGUCAGAACUUAAAAAAUAUUACAAUGCAUUCAGUUUGGACCCAGAUUCCUUACAGAGGCUUUCUGAGAGAUCAGGAAAGUCAGUAGAUGAGCUAAAAGCUGUAAUAAAAUCUCCUCUCAAUCAUGAAAUAACUAAAGAUCUGGUGAUUAAGUUGUUUCCAAAUGCAAUUCUUUUUGUUGUAGGGUCAGCAGCAGAAUACUUUCUGGGUUUAAUUCCUGUUGUAGGAUCACUAACAGCUGGGCCAGUGUCUUUUGCUACUAUAUACAUCAUACUGAAGGGUUGUCUUAAUGAACUUGCUAAAGAUGCCCAAAAUGUGCUCAUGGCUGCUUUGCAAACAGAAUUAUAAAAAUGAAAGCAGCAUGCAGUUCAACCUCCAAUAUAAAUUCUUAUGACAAAAAAGGCAUUUAGCCAUUAUAAUUUGAAUAAUGGCUUGAGUUGCAGUCAUAUGAGUGUUCUUGGGCACAAUGCACAGCACCCUCUUGUGUCUCAAUGCAUUUAUUAAACAGCAAAAUUAUUUUAAAAAACAAACAAACAAACAAACAAACAAACAACAAAGCAAUAUAAUGAAAUCCAGUACUCAAUAAAUAACAGCUCAGAGAAAUAUCAUACCAAAAAAAAAAAAAGAAAAAAAAAAAAACAGGCAAAGUUUAGUUUUUCUUUUUCAGAACAAUGGCUUAAUUGUAAGUGGUUCAUUAGCUUAAAACCUGGUGCAUUAAUACAUGAUAGGAUUUUACAAUGACUUACAAUGGAUUUUUAA